Molecule: messenger RNA, 2110 nt
Organism: Hyphopichia burtonii NRRL Y-1933
Lineage: Eukaryota; Fungi; Ascomycota; Pichiomycetes; Serinales; Debaryomycetaceae
Gene: STT3
Product: dolichyl-diphosphooligosaccharide--protein glycosyltransferase subunit
Exons: 1
Coding region: 43-1737 (564 amino acids)
Biological process (GO): post-translational protein modification
Cellular component (GO): membrane
Molecular function (GO): dolichyl-diphosphooligosaccharide-protein glycotransferase activity
Source: RefSeq, a predicted model, not a curated record
GCUGGUUCUUAUGAUAAUGAAGCUAUCGCCAUUACUUUAUUAAUGGCUACCUUUUAUUUCUGGAUCAAAUCAAUGAAAUCAGGUAGUGUUUUCUACGGUACAUUGACUGCCCUUUUCUAUUUCUAUAUGGUUUCUGCUUGGGGUGGUUAUGUUUUCAUUACUAAUUUGAUUCCUUUACAUAUUUUUGUUUUAAUUUUAAUGGGUCGUUAUAAUCACAGACAUUAUACUGCCUAUACCACUUGGUAUGCUUUGGGUACCUUGGCCUCAAUGCAAAUUCCAUUUGUUGGGUUCUUACCAAUUAGAUCAAAUGAUCAUAUGGCUGCAUUUGGUGUUUUUGGAUUAUUACAAUUAGUUGCCUUUGGUGAUUAUGUUAAAUCUAAAAUUCCAUCUCAACAAUUUAAAACAUUUUUAGUUGUUUCUUUAUCCUUGGUUACCUUAUUAGGUAUUGGUUCAUUAUUUGCCUUAACUGCAUUAGGGUGGAUUGCUCCUUGGACUGGUCGUUUCUAUUCUUUAUGGGACACCAACUAUGCUAAAAUUCACAUUCCAAUCAUUGCUUCAGUUUCUGAACAUCAGCCAACUGCUUGGCCAGCUUUCUUUUUCGAUACUAAUAUGUUAAUCUGGUUAUUCCCAGCUGGUCUUUAUUUGGUUUUCCAAGAAUUGAAAGAUGAACAUGUAUUUGUCAUUAUUUAUGGUAUUUUAUGUUCUUACUUUGCUGGUGUUAUGGUUAGAUUAAUGUUAACUUUAACCCCAAUCAUUUGUGUUUCUGCAGCUAUUGCUUUAUCUAAAUUAUUUGAUGUCUACUUAAACAUUGUUGAUCUUUUCCAAGAUGAUUCUUCUGAAUCUUCUUCUGAUGAAAAAUCGUCCAAACCAAAAAAAGCCAACAAAAUCCCAAUUUUCCAAAUUGCUUCGAAGUUAAUUGUUUUAUUAUCAUUUGCUUUCUACCUUUUCUACUUUGUUUUACAUUGUACAUGGGUCACUUCUAAUGCUUAUUCAUCACCAUCGGUUGUUUUAGCUUCGAGAGGCCCAGAUGGAUCCCAAAAUAUCAUUGAUGAUUAUAGAGAAGCCUACUAUUGGUUAAGAAUGAACACUCCAGAAGAUACCAAAGUUAUGGCUUGGUGGGAUUAUGGAUAUCAAAUUGGUGGUAUGGCAGAUCGUACUACUUUAGUUGAUAACAAUACUUGGAAUAAUACUCACAUUGCCACCGUCGGUAAAGCAAUGUGUUCCAACGAAGAAGUCUCUUACAAGAUUUUGAGACAACACGAUGUUGAUUAUGUCUUGGUUAUCUUUGGUGGUUUAAUUGGUUAUUCCGGAGAUGAUAUCAACAAAUUCUUAUGGAUGGUGAGAAUUUCUGAAGGUAUUUGGCCGGAUGAAAUUCACGAACGUGAUUUCUUCACUGAAAGAGGUGAAUACAAAAUGGAUAAAGACGUAUCCAAAACCAUGAAAGAAUCUUUAAUGUAUAAGAUGUCUUAUUAUAGAUUUACUGAAUUAUACGGUGGAAGAGACGGUGUUGAUCGUGUGAGAAACCAAAACAUCCCGGCUGACAUGGCUCCUGAAUUGAAUGUCAUCGAAGAAGCAUUCACUUCUCAAAACUGGAUUGUCAGAAUUUAUAAAGUCAAAGAUUUGGAUAAUGUAGGAAGAGACUUACAUGACGCCAGUGCUUUUGAUAAAUCUGCAGGCGAACAACAAUCCAAAAGAAAGAGAAUUAUCAAGAAACCAAACUUAGACUUGAGGGUUUAACCUACUGUUCCAUAAAUGUGUAUAAAAUAACGUUAAUAAAUAAGUUAAAAAAAAAAAAAAAAAUUCAAAGACUCGAGGUUAUAUUGUAUACAAAUUUAAAUUUGGUUGCAACAAUAGUUUCAACGGUUUUCUAUUGUCUUGACCUGUAGCCGAGGAAGAAUGACAGGGUGCUCUUCACAUUUUGAAGCUCUUUCCCUCACGCCAAAACACCCCAGUCAAAACCCUUCCGUAGCGACCCAUAGCCCUAGGCUCCCCUUUAUUCUCCGAAACAAUCCAAAAUAUAACCUUAUUGAUUUGUUAUCUCGAAACAAUUGGAAACAAUAAGUGAAAAAAAUGACAGGACUGCGCUCGGAACAAAAGAGUUUACUGUCAC